CUCAGUCUAGGUUUCUUGUAGGUCUCCUGUGGAUGAUGGCCGGCACUGAUGAUUCUAAUAACAAUUGGGUGGAUCCAAGACAAGUUGAUCCACUAGUGGUUGGGAAAGUGAUAGGAGAUGUAGUUGACAUGUUUGUACCGAGAUUAAACAUAUCUGUUUGUUACGGCUCUAAGCAUCUCACUAUUGGUUGCGAAAUUAAGCCUUCCGUUGCUGUUGAUCCUCCUAAAGUUCAGAUUUCUGGUUCUCCUCAACAUCUCUAUACGCUGGUGAUGGUAGAUCCUGAUGCCCCUAGCCCAAGCGAACCCACCAUGCGAGAGUAUAUUCACUGGAUUGUAGUGGAUGUUCCAGGUGGUACAAGCCCAUCCGAAGGGAAAGAGGUAGUAAGAUACAUGGGGCCAAAACCACCAGUGGGGAUGCAUAGGUAUGUGAUGGUGGUGUUCAUGCAGAAGGGCGAGCUUAAAAUGGUUGUGGAGGAACCUGCGUCCCGCGCACACUUUAACACUGGGAACUUUGCUCAACAGUAUGAUCUUGGAAUACCUGUCUCGGCUUUCUACUUCAACUCUCAGAAAGAAUGACCUGCCACUGCGGGCCAUUAGCUAGUGAAUAAGUAAGCUUAAGUAGUUUAAUGUAAAUACCUUGCUUGUUAUGUAAGUGGGAGCUAUUUUGCCAGAUCCUUGGUUGCCCUUGAAAUAAUGUGUGUAGAACUCAUUCCUUGGUUUGAAAAUAGUGUUUAGAACUUGUGUUUUA
This is a messenger RNA of Papaver somniferum (opium poppy), 747 nucleotides long. Its product is annotated as protein MOTHER of FT and TFL1-like. NCBI's taxonomy places the organism in Eukaryota, Viridiplantae, Streptophyta, Magnoliopsida, Ranunculales, Papaveraceae. The coding region runs from base 33 to 575 and encodes 180 amino acids. The record is from RefSeq and is a predicted model, not a curated record. The transcript has 4 exons.